Molecule: messenger RNA, 525 nt
Organism: Strongylus vulgaris
Lineage: Eukaryota; Metazoa; Nematoda; Chromadorea; Rhabditida; Strongylidae
Source: the annotation of a GenBank genome assembly
AUGAAAACCUUUGAUAAACAACCUAUUGAUGGUAUUCUUGGUUUGGCCUUCCCAACUAUUGCUGUUGAUGGUGUCACUCCUCCAUUCUUUAAUGCCGUCGAGCAAGGACUUGUUGAUCAGCCCAUUUUCACUGUCUUCCUCGAGCAUGUUGGGGGAAGUCCCUUCAAUGUAAAUGCGGAUUUAGAUCAAGACAAUGUUUAUGGUGGAGUUUACACUUACGGAGGAUUAGACACAACAAAUUGCGGACCUGUACUUGCCUACCAACCUUUAUCCUCUGCAACGUACUACCAAUUUAAGGUAAAUGCCAGAGCAUCCACCAAUCUCUAUAGUUCUUUUAUACUGAUUUUGUUCCAGCUCGAUGGCGUUGCAUCAAACACCUAUUCUUCAAACAAAGGCUGGCAAGCUAUAUCCGACACUGGAACCUCUCUCCUAGCUGCCCCGACUUCUAUUGCUAGCUCAAUUGCCCAGGCUAAUGGGGCCACUGUAAGUAAUAGUGGGAACAAAAUUGAAAUUUUCUUUCUGUAA